Molecule: messenger RNA, 2772 nt
Organism: Ipomoea nil (Japanese morning glory)
Lineage: Eukaryota; Viridiplantae; Streptophyta; Magnoliopsida; Solanales; Convolvulaceae
Exons: 5
Coding region: 1-2772 (923 amino acids)
Source: RefSeq, a predicted model, not a curated record
AUGGCGCAAGGAGAAAAUCAGAACGAUUUGGCUCUUAAUGGAGAGGGAGUCAAUCAACCACUACACAUUGGGAGGCCCAUUUCAGACUACAUUGCUCCAGAUGUAGCAGAACAUGGAAGUAUUAAUGUGUCAGGGGUUGAUGUUAAUAAUUUUGAAAUUAAACCAGCUAUUAUUCAGAUGGCUGCUUCAGAUCCUUUUGGUGGGUCACCAACAGAAGACCCUAAUGCUCACAUUGCAAAAUUUCUGAGGAUCUACAGUACUUUCAAAAUUAAUGGAGUCCCGGGCGAUGCUAUCAAGCUUCGCCUCUUUCCAUUCACUUUGGCUCAGAUUGCUAUCAAGAAUCAAGCUCUAGGUAAUGUUUCUACAUCUUCUACUCCUCCAAGACCUAUAAUGAUGUGUGAACUUUGUGGAGGAGAGCACAAUUCAGAGGAGAGUCUCAGUGUUGAUUCUCAAGCCACAAUGGAACAAGGUGAUGUGAUAGGGUAUGGUAGUAUACAACCGACAUUCCAACAACGAGGACCCUACAAUCCAAAUGCACCAAGGAACCAUCCUGGUUUCUCUUGGAGUAAUUCAGUUGAGGCAGGGAAUCUAGAAGGUGAGAAUGAGAAACUGAAUGAGGAUGUUAUUGCCCAAGAUAAGGAAGAUGAGAUACAAGAAAUUGAACCCGUAAAGAAGCAUACACCACCUCUACCCUUCCCACAAAAAUUUCAGAAAUCUAGGGAAGAGGAAAGAAGAGCAAAAUUCUUCAGUUUGAUUAAGCAACUGGAUAUCACCAUUCCUUUGCUGGAUGUAGUAACUGAGAUUCCUUCGUAUGCUAAGUUUUUAAAAGAGAUUUUAUCCAACAAGAGCAGAGCUGAUGAUCGUGAGACAAUAGCAGUAAGUGAAGAAUGUAGUGCUUUAAUUCAAAAUAAGCUUCUUCCAAAGCUUAGGGAUCAUGGGAGUUUCUCUAUCCCAUGUGUUAUUGGAGGAUCACUUGUUCAAAGAGCUUUAUGUGAUUUAGGGGCAAGUGUGAGUUUGAUGCCCUAUUCUUUGUGUCAAAAGCUGCAACUUGGAGAGCCAAAACCUACAUCCAUGACUCUUCAGUUGGCAGACAGAUCAGUGAAAUAUCCUAUUGGAAUUCGGGAAGAUGUGUCAAUGAAAUCGACUCUUGUGUUGCAGCUUAUGAGAGGGGUAAAUGGAUCUCUAAUGAUCCUUUACAACUCGAAAGUGAAGAUACUACAGAGAUUGAAUACUUGGGUGAUGGAGGUUGUGAAGAAAGAGAUCUUAAAAUUGUUGAAAGCUGGCAUCAUUUAUCCUGUUCCUGACAGUAAGUGGGUAAGUCAUAUUCACAUGGUCCCAAAGAAAGGGGGGACAACUGUGGUCCGCAAUGAGAAGAAUGAGCUCAUUCCUACCAGGUUAGUCACUGGGUGGAGGAUGUGCACGGACUACAGAAAGUUGAACGAUGCCACCGGGAAGGAUCAUUUUCCUCUUCCGUUUGUUGAUCAGUUGAUUGAAAGGAUGAAUAAGUACGAUUACUUUUGCUUUGUUGAUUGUUUUUCGGGGUUCUUUCAGAUCCCUAUCCACCCCGAUGACCAAGAGAUGACUACUUUUACAUGCCCCUAUGGUACCUUUGCAUAUCGAAGGAUGUCAUUUGGGUUAUGUAAUGCACCGGUUACAUUUCAAAGGUGCAUGUUAGCCAUUUUUUCUGAUUUAGUUGAGAAGACUAUGGAAGUAUUCAUGGAUGAUUUUUCUGUAUAUGGUUCUUCUUUUGAUAAUUGCGUUGAUAAUUUGGACGAGGCAUUGGGAACGUGUCAAGAAGCAAACCUUGUUUUAAAUUGGGAAAAGUGUCACUUUAUGGUACAACAAGGGAUUGUUCUUGGACACAAGAUAUCAGAAAAGGGCAUUGAGGUUGACUCGGCCAAGGUGGAAGUCAUAGAGAAACUACCACCACCUAUUUCAGUAAAGGGAAUAAGGAGUUUUCUUAGCCAUGCAAGGUUUUACAAGAGAUUUAUCAAAGACUUUUCAAAAAUCUCUAAACCUUUAACUCAAUUGCUUCUAAAAAAUGCUAACUAUGUUUUUGAUGAUGCUUGGCUUGAAGCUUUCUGCAGAUUGAAGAAGGAAUUGACAACAGCUCCCAUAAUGUCACCGCCAGAUUGGAGCUUGCCAUUUGAGAUUAUGUGCGAUGCUAGUGACUAUGUUGUAGGGGCCGUCCUUUGUCAAAAGAAGGGCAAGUGCUUACAGCCAAUUUACUAUGCAAGUCGUACCCUUGAUGAUGCUCAAGUUAACUACGCCACAACACAGAAAGAGAUGUUGGGUGUAGUUUUUGCUAUUGAUAAGUUCCGGUCUUAUCUGAAUGGAUACAGUGUAAUUGUUCAUACCGAUCACUUAGCAUUGAAGUACUUGAUGAGCAAAAAUGAAUCCAAACCAAGAUUGAUGAGGUGGACUCUUCUGCUUCAAGAGUUUGACUUGGAAAUCAUAGACAAAAAGGGGACAGGAAAUCUUGUAGCUGAUCAUUUGUCCCAAUUAGAGAACCAAAACGAAGUGGUUGAAGGAGAAAAGAUUCCAAUCAAUGAUUACUUCGUGGGAGAGCAAUUGAUGGCUCUUCAUGCUUUUAUGCCCUGGUAUUCAGAUUUUGUGAAUUAUGUGGUUUGCCAAAAAUUCCCACCAAAUGCUUCUAGAUCAUUGAAGAAGAAAUUACAAACUGAUGCAAAAUUCUAUAUUUGGGAUGAAUCGUUUCUAUACAAGAGGUGUGUAGAUGGAAUAUUAAGAAGAUGCUUACCCGAGAUGAGAUAG